This is a messenger RNA of Stomoxys calcitrans (stable fly), 507 nucleotides long. Its product is annotated as maternal effect protein oskar-like. The transcript has 3 exons. The record is from RefSeq and is a predicted model, not a curated record. Lineage: Eukaryota; Metazoa; Arthropoda; Insecta; Diptera; Muscidae. Bases 1 to 507 code for a protein of 168 amino acids.
AUGAACGAUACAGAGCCGAUAACAACGUCCUGCUCUACAAAACCAGAGGAAGAUAUCAAUACUACAGAUAGAACUGAUGUCAAUAAGAUGACCUUACCGGAUUUUUCCCGCCUGCGAAGAGGAUCCCGAUAUAAAAUAAAAAAAAUUGUACAAUCCGGCCUUUGCGUAUCGGGCCAGACCAUAAAAGCCGCCCUACAACGCAUCAACGCCUUAAAUGAUACAGGUCGUUCGAUCAUUGUCAAUAUAGGCUCGGUAAAUAUAAUGAAGCGGCGGCAAAUGUUACAAUUUCAAUAUGAAUACCGUAAACUCAUUAAGGCAAUGCUUAAGAAAGGCUUUAAACCCAUUCUCACCACCCUAGCCCCAUUGGGCAAUUAUGCUUACGAUCUCCAAAAACAUCAAGUUAAUGAGAUUUCAUAUAAACUUUCUGUUUCCAGCUCACCACGCCAUGUCAGCGGCGCUGCAGAAUCCUAUUUGUUCUGGAAUAAAAUUGGACGCCAACGAAUCUAA